Messenger RNA from Thecamonas trahens ATCC 50062, 3284 nucleotides. RefSeq lists its product as uncharacterized. Bases 1 to 3252 code for a protein of 1083 amino acids. The transcript has 2 exons. The record is from RefSeq and is a predicted model, not a curated record. NCBI's taxonomy places the organism in Eukaryota, Apusomonadida, Apusomonadidae.
AUGCUGGCGGCGACGGUGAUGGUUAUGCUGAUCAUGCUGGUGGCGGCGUUGUCGUAUGCUCCGGUCCCGCCAGAGAGCCUGCCGGGGGGAGAUCAUGCUGGUCCGCCGGCGCGGGCGAAUGGUCGGCUGGAUGGAGCCGGUGUCGGCGGUGUGCCGGGCUCGGGCCGUCCGCCGCGGGUCGGUGGCGAUGGUGGCGGAAGCGCUGCUGCCCUGCCGCAGCUGCCGGUGCGGCGAGUGGCGGUGGCGAGGCGGCUGCGCGAAGGCGAGACCCUGGUCCUCGGCUCGGGCGAGACGGCGGUGCGGCUCAAGACGUCGACGGCUGGAGGCAAGCGCGGCUCGCCAGGCAAGCCCGGCACUCCGCUGAGCUCAGCAGUGUCGGCAGCGAUGCGGGCGCAGGGCGUCGAUGUGGUCGAGCUGCUGCCGCGCGAGCCGGCAACCGGCGAGCUCAAGCCGUAUGCGGUGCUAGGCAAGCCGAACGAGUUCGAGACCAUGCAUGCGCUGCGCCACGGGGCACGGCCACGGCUGCAAGCCCUGCCACUCGGCGGCGGCAGCGGCGAGUCGGAGCCCUCAGACUCGUCGGAGCUCUCAGCCCGCCGCCCGCUCCCGCCGCUGCGCUCCAACUCGGCGCUCGGCGCUUACCUGGCCGAGGCGGCUGCGCGCGACGAGGCCAAGGAGGCCGAGCGGCAGGCGAUGAUGCUGAUGCACGAGCGGAUCGCUGAGGGCCGACAGGAGCGGGCCCUCGCCCGGUGGGAGCGGCAGCGUGCGGUGUGGCGGCGCGAGCAGGAGCGACUGGCGGCGCGGGUGGGCAAGGCGCCGAACGAGUUGGUUUUUACCAAGGCCUCGGCGUUCCGGGCGCUUGUCGAGGAGCGUGCCAUUAUCGACAAGGCCAUCCCCAUGUACGAGACAUCGGGCAAGUCUGCCGGCGGUUCGUUCUGGCCAGAGCACAUCCGCAUUGGCAACGACAUCACCGGCCUCACCGCCACCAUCCCGCCGGUCUCCAACGAGCCUGUCGAGCGGAUUCGGGUUGUCCCGCUCGACCAGCUCGACGCCGACGCCAUCCUCAACCCUCAGCCCGGCCAGGGUGGCGCGUCGCUGGCGCGCGGCAACACCGGCCUCGUGAAGCCAUCGCAGUACCUCCGCCAGCGCAAGCGGCAGCUGGCACGGUACAUUGCAGCAGUUCAGCCGCCCGAGCCGGACUUUGCCGCGCUGGCCAUUGUCGGCGAGUCGCCGUUUGCCAGCGGGAAUGCUCCUGCCGAGGAAAGCGGGUACUACCUGGCGGCGGGCGGUGUGGCGGGCGGCGGCGACGGCGACGACGGCGACGGUGACGGACGGCGGUCGGUUGUCUCACGGGGGUCGGGCAUGGACGGCAUCGACCAGUUUGAGUAUGACGGUGACCUGCAGAACGAGCUGCCGAUGCUCGGGCAGCGUGGGGUCGGAGCGGACGCGCUUGCAGCGGCCGCCGUCUUUCCGGCGUCGCGGGCCGAGUCGCGGACAUCGUCGGUCGGCAGCGUGGCCGGGCCGUCGCUGCGUGUCUCAUCGUCGUCGCUCUUUUUCGAGACAAACGUCGAGGUUGCGGCGCGCAAGACGCUCCACACCUUUAACAACGGCACAACGGUGCUCCACUACAAGUGGGAGCUUGUUCCGCUGCCAAACGAGCUCGGCGUGACCCGCGACUCGCAGCAGCGGUUCUACUUUCACGACCUGACCGGCUCGAUCCUCCCAGGCGCGGCGCACGAUUUCGCCUUUGUCUUUACCACGCCCAACGCCGGCCACUUCAAGCAGGUCUGGCGUCUGACGACGUCGCCGGUCACCCGCGGCUCGCCGUUUGAGGUCACGCUCCGGGCCAUGGCCGUCGGCUUUGACCACAAGCGCGAAGUCCGCGAGGCUCUCGAGUACCGGCUCGAGGUAGCGGUCAUCCGCAUGGCGGCCUCGGAGAUCCUCGACGAGGUCAUCUCAUCCAUUCUCGACUCGUCGGCGACCAAGCCCGAGGUCGAGUCGCCCGACGAGCAUGACGCCGGCCGCCGGUUCUUUGCCGCCAACCCGGGAACCCAGCUCGCGUACUCACCCACAUGGUUCGAGUCGCUCGAGGAUCUCGCGUACUCGGCGUACGUCCUCGGACUGCCGUCGGCAACCGACCCGGCCCAGGCAGGCACCUCGUCUGAAGGCUCUGUUCACGGCUCCGGCGGCGGCGACUCUGCGUCGCGCGCGGCAAGCCCCGCUGGCGGCAACGAGGUCGAGCCAGGCCUCUCGCGGGCGUCGCUCUCGCGGGCGUCGCUCUCGCAUGCGUCGGUCUCGGGCCUCUCCGAGGCCGACGGCUACGACGAGUACGCCGGUGAGUCUGCGUCGGGCUACGAGCUGCGGGUCCAUGACCGCGCAAAGACGACGUCGUUUGUGCUCUCGCGUGCUGCGUCGGCGGCUGCGAUCGCGGCCAGCAACGCCCACUUUGUGUGGUCCGGCUCGCUCAAUGAGCUUCACACGCUGGUGGCAGCAAUUCCGUUCAAGGAUGCUUGCGCAGAGCACGCUGCGCAGCUCAAUGCUCUCAUCGACGCUGCGUCGUUUGCGCCAGUCUCUGCGCCGGUCAACACCAACUACUCCAUUGUUUACGGUCUGCUGGUCGAGAUGCUCGACGAGCUGCCGGUCCGGGCCGACCUCCUCCGCGACCGUAACGGGCUCGAGCCGCGGCCGUUUGUCCGCCCGCUGCCGGCCAACGUCUCGGCCGCACUCAAAGCCGAUUCGACCGGCGGCAGCCUGGACCUUGCCGACCCGGCCGUUGUUGCCGCCCUCCAUUCGCUCCUGCCGUCGGGCAACCCGCUGGCCGAGCUCGAGGCCCGCGAUGAGAGCGCGACGCUUCCGCCGAAGCGUGGUAUCCGCGGCGACCGUGAUGCAUCCGAAGAUGCCCGCCUCGGUCGCAACCGCUCCAAGCGCUCAGUCGCAACCGGCGCCAACCUCGCUGCCUCGCACGAUGAGUCUGGCAAGCGUGGCACGCGCCGGUCGGCCUCGCGCUCCAAGCGCGACCCGCUCGACGAGGACGUGCGGACCGUGCUUGCCGAGCGGGCAGCAUCCAUCGCCGCCGCUGAUCCGGCAUCGUGGACGCCUGUCGAGGCCGCUGCCGAGGCCGAGUACCGCGAAGAGCUCGAUCUUGCUGUCCAGAGCAUGUGGGAGGACGUCUUCUCCAGGGUCGGUCUCCUCUGCGACGACAACGAGGUGUGGGAGAUGGUCGAGCCCGAGUUUGCCGCCGAUCUUGAUCUCUAGCGGAUGCUGGCGAAUGAAAACAUGUUGUGCAA